Messenger RNA from Bombyx mori (domestic silkworm), 3609 nucleotides. RefSeq names its product PAS domain-containing protein cky-1. The transcript has 11 exons. Gene Ontology annotation, molecular function: protein dimerization activity; RNA polymerase II transcription regulatory region sequence-specific DNA binding; DNA-binding transcription factor activity, RNA polymerase II-specific. Lineage: Eukaryota; Metazoa; Arthropoda; Insecta; Lepidoptera; Bombycidae. The record is from RefSeq and is a predicted model, not a curated record. The coding region runs from base 579 to 2201 and encodes 540 amino acids. Gene Ontology annotation, biological process: regulation of transcription by RNA polymerase II.
UUUUCAUUACGAAUACACUCAAACCAAACUUAAAUUUAGAAAAAAAAACUUUUUUUUUAAAUUUCGUCACUCCCCUCCCUAAAGGUUGAGGUGCGUAUCGAACGUAAAAAAAAAGAAAAUAAGACUCGAGGGAAAGAGAGGCUUGGCUAGCCUCUUAUAGUCUCAGUCCCGGUGCGCUCGCGCUCGGAAGUAUAAGCUUCAGGAUCGAGCCUUAAUCUCAUUCUAAUAAAAAGCUCACGCAUAAAUUGACGCAGCCUUGUUAGUUUCCAUUUUUAGAAUAAGUUUUUUUUUUUAUGACGUGCAUUUGAGGAAGCCCCGUGUGAGGUUGUAUAGGUGUUAAAUUAUGGCGGGCACGUGCAUUUUAUUGUUAUUUUUAUGGUCGAAUUAUAACUUUAAAAUUGUGGAGUUUUGUGUAAAGGGUUGUUUCAUUUAUUGACUCGUCAUUAAGACUUCAACGUUCCAGCUGUGUGGUCGUGUUUUGUUUUUGAUUGAUUUAAUAAUGGAUUAAUCGUAUUAUUUGUUUUGUGUUCAAGUGACUUUUUUUUAUUUAUUUAUCGGGAACUCGUCAAGCAAUUAAAAUGUUUUUAAGAUUCGAACCGACAAAAUCAACAAAAGGUGCCAGCAAAAUGCGGCGGGAUCUGAUCAACGCUGAAAUCUCCAACCUCAGAGACUUGCUUCCUCUGCCGCCCUCCACCCGACAGAGACUGUCACAACUACAACUCAUGGCACUUGUCUGCGUCUACGUCAGAAAAAUGAAUUACUUUCAACAAGUGUUCAAGAGUCACGAUUUCAGCUAUCAGUAUCAAGAGCAAGCGACUCCCACACCUAAUAUCGGAUUUUCAAAGGCAAUGAAUGGCUUUAUGAUGAUGAUGACACAAAAUGGGAAACUAUUGUAUAUAUCGGAAAAUGCUGCGGAGUAUCUGGGGCACUCGAUGGAGGAUUUAUUGAUACACGGAGAUAGCGUUUUCGAUAUAAUAGAUAGACAAGAUCACCAAACAGUGCAAUUAGAAUUAAACCGAGGAGGCAACGGCGAGACUGAAAAUGUACCAAAGAAUAGACAUUUCUUCUGUAGAAUGAACGUUUCAAGAAACGCUAGGAGGCAAAUGAGAUUUGGAGACCAAAAAGUAGUUCUUGUGCGGGGUCACUACGUGUCAUAUCUGCCGCUGUGCAGCCGCAACGAGCCAGUGUUUGUGGCGGUGUGCACGCCGCUCGCGAUGCCUGAGACCCGCGAGUGCGUGGUGCACGGAGCCACCAACGUCUUCACCACGCUGCACGCCAUGGACAUGAAGAUACUCCACGUUGACGCCAACGGCGAAUGGUACUUAGGAUGGAACAAAAAUGAACUGAUAGACGUAUCGUGGUAUCAGCUAAUACACUGGGAUAGUCUAAGGGAAGCACAGAGUAAACAUAGAUUAAUAACGCAAUCAGAACAGGAUAAGUGUUGUAUAUUAUUAGUGAAACUUCAACAGAGGAAUGGACAAUAUUUAUGGGUGCAUGUCGUUUUGCAAGUCAAGGACGCAGCUGAUGCCCCAAGGCAGUUCAUCGUGGCUACUAACCAAGUACUAAGCGAAGAAGAAGCCUCGAUAAUGCUAGCUAACUCUUGGCUGUACCAAUACUACGGCUAUCAAAACCAGCCCUGUGGGAUUCUAGACCCGAGAUGUCAGAAGUUCUUCAGACGUGAACAGUGCUAUCCGGAAUACCAGGAUUACCCUUACGUGGAGAGUCAGGAAGUGGAAUACCCUGCGUAUCACGUGUCUUCAUACGUGCAUAAAGUUGAUGAGUAUCUGUGUGAGGGUGUGUACACUGAAAGAGGUCCCGUGGACUACUCAACGCAUUCACCGCAAUCUACCGUCAGCGAUGAUAGAUCACCGCAUCAUUACGAUUUGCCAGCCGACAUCGUAGUGAACAGUAAUAUGUACAUGUAUCCUUAUCAAGGCAAGAGGGAAUAUUACGAGCAAUAUCCAAGAAUUAAUUAUCAGGUCACUGAACCUUGCACUAGCACUGCUGUUGAAGCUAUAGACUACCCCGCUCCGAAACGCAUGCGUCUUGCAGCCCCUUUGACGUUAGAAGAAGAGUGUAUGGAGAGAUGGAACCCAAGUCCACCCUGGUCGGAUACCACCCUCAAACUACCGGACUACGGGCAGAGAUUCACUUACAAUCACAUGAACAAUAUGCAACCCGACAGAGCUAUGGUUACUUAAACUAAUUAAAAUUUAUGCCUAUUUUUGUUACAUUUACUGAAUCGAUUAUUCGAUUAUUAUCGUUAUAAAGACCUUUUUUGUGGGUAUUAGCCAAUAAACUUUCAUUUAUAAAUCGAUUUUUAAAUACAUUUGAAUAUAUUUUUAUGCAUUUUUGAAUAAUUUGUACGACACCUUACGCAUAGUAUUCGUUACAAAGCUUAUACGAACCAUUCACGUACUGUAUGUGUUAUAAAAUUAGUGACGAAAAAAUGUAUUAAAGCAAAGAUUAAGACUUUGGCACACUGGGAGUACGUACAAGCAACAUGCGUUACAAUUUGAAGAAAAUGCUGGUAGGAAAACUUUAUAAUAAAUUCGAGACUAUCUCGCAUCUCACCAUGUGUCAAGUGCCACCAUGUGCACCAUUACUAAAAUGAUGAGUUACUAACAGACGACCCGACAAGUAAAUGGCUGAUUUCCAUGAACGAAGGUUGAGCAUUUACAAUCAAAUGAACGUUAAACUCACCAUCAGCCUUCGACAGUAACAGAGAAACACAUAGUGUUGUACAAAAAUUUUUCGAUAAACUGUAUAUUUAAUUAUAAUAGCUCUAGCUUAAUGAUAAUUGACUUUAGCUCAAUUUAAUAAAACAUUUUGCCUGAACCAGUAUUUUUGCAUAAUAUACCUAAUUAAUAUAAUGUCAUUUUUGUUUUGUCAUAAGUCGUGAGCAUGAUUAUGAAACAGUUUUACAGUAUGAUCUCUAUCUGUUUAGUUUAAUAUAUUUAAAUAGAAAUGUUUUCUUUGUAUGUUUGACGUCUAAGCUGUCUUCUUUUUUUCUAAAAUCAUUCAUCGGAUUGUUAUACAACUGCAGUACGGUUGCUAUAGUAACUUCAAGGAAGGCUAAAUUUAAAUCAAACGUCGCUGUCAAAGCAACAAAUGGCCCGUUUCUAACAGCACCUUAUUCUUUAUAGUAAACUUCAUUUCCUGUAUCUACGAAAACUGCAAAACGAAAUAUUGAUUAUUUGCAUCAGCAUUAACCUUGAAACCGUUUUUGAAGUUUUUUGUCAUAUUUUUUUGUAUAUUCUAUUAUAAUAUUAAGACCUAAAAGAAGGAAAUGUCGAGACGGCAGUUAAUGCUAUUAUAUUUAAUCAGCCUACCCGCCAAAGGGAGACUGCUAAUUCUAAUUUGAAUAGUACAAUACAUUUUAUUAGGAAUUAAUUAUAUAUUUUUAAUAUUAUUGUUUUAAAUGUUUAGUAAUAAUUAAUAGCAAUAACUAAAUGUAAACGGUACCGUCCAAAUAAAAUGUGUGCUCCAAAGGAAUAGUAUAUUUUUUAUAUUAAGUUUUAAAUAUAUAAUAAGCCUUAUAUUGUAAAUAGUUAGUACAAUGAUUGCAUAAUGUAAGUGAAUUGAAAUAAACAUUCCUCGAUUUAAUAA